CUUCUUAUCAGCUGCCCCCCUACCAGGACUGCGCCACCUUUCCUCCGAGGGUUCUUUUUUUUUUUUCUAUUUUGCGCACGCGCUCAGUGACGUCUACCUUCAGAUUGGAUCCCAGGCAGAGGAGCUCCAGCUCCACAGACUCCCGAGCCUCCACGAUGAGCCUAGGCGGGAAGGUCGCCGUGGUGACAGGAGCAGCGAAGGGGAUUGGGAAAGCAAUAGCGGAGAACUUUCUGCAGAAUGGCGCAAAGGUGGUCCUGUUGGAUGUGGAUGAAACCACAGCGAAGGGUUUGAAGAAAGUCCUUGAUCAGAAGUUUGGAGAGGAGAAAACUUUGUUCAUCAGAUGUAACGUUGAGUCAGAGGAGGACAUUAAAGCCGCCUUUGAGGCAACUAUGGCCACUUUUGGAUGUAUGGACAUUCUGUGCAACAACGCUGGCAUCUUGAGUGAGGACCAGUGGGAACGAGCUGUGUCUGUAAACCUCGGGGGCGUCAUCCGGAUGACCUACGCUGCUCUGGAGAAGAUGAGCCAGCAGUCUGGUGGGCGAGGAGGAGUCGUGGUCAACACAGCCUCAGUGGGGGGUCUCGGACCUCUAGCCAGUUGUCCUGUCUAUUCGGCCACUAAGCACGGUGUGAUCGGCUUUACUCGAGCCAUGGCGGCUGCUUCCACCGCCUCUAAUUAUGGGAUACGCUUCAACGCCAUUUGCCCCGGUGCUGUCCAAACAGACCUCUUCGCCUCCGUUACAAACUGUUUGGGUCCAUUUUCUCACCUUGCUCAUUUAUUCGAGAAAUUUGCAGCAGACGGGGUGCUACACCUUGAAGGAUCAGCGUUUUAUACCAAAAGCUCAGGCAAAAGAGGCCGGUUCACACAAGGCAAGACUUGUAUCAUUUUCCUCCCCGGCGGCCGUCAGACGUGGCUCAGUGUGUUCUGGAGCUGGUGACCGAGGAGGUGAAGAACGGAGAGGUGCUGGUGGUGGACCACAGUGGGAAGAAAUACAUGACUUUCCCCGCUGUUUUCUAGCUGCUCCUGCCAAGGAGAAACAGCCAGUCUGACUUUAUUAAAAUGAGUUUUUCAGGAGAUAAAUCUCCCUGAAAAUCCCUGUGGUCUUCUAUUCAUUUCAAAUGUUUUCUAAUCGCAUCUAAAGGCAAAGUCUCUGUUUGUUGAAAGUCAUGAAGAGAGAUCAAUAAAGUUUUUGCUGUUAAAUGUUUAGGUCACAAUCAAA
Messenger RNA from Oryzias latipes (Japanese medaka), 1217 nucleotides. The record is from RefSeq and is a predicted model, not a curated record. Lineage: Eukaryota; Metazoa; Chordata; Actinopteri; Beloniformes; Adrianichthyidae.